Juglans microcarpa x Juglans regia is the source of this 2420-nucleotide messenger RNA. RefSeq names its product glycosyltransferase BC10. The transcript has 2 exons. Lineage: Eukaryota; Viridiplantae; Streptophyta; Magnoliopsida; Fagales; Juglandaceae. The record is from RefSeq and is a predicted model, not a curated record. Bases 918 to 2075 code for a protein of 385 amino acids. Gene Ontology annotation, molecular function: glycosyltransferase activity. Gene Ontology annotation, cellular component: membrane.
AUCUUUUCUCCAAAAGAAUUGUUAUAGGUUGAAUGUUGUGUAUCAAAAUGAUUCUACGAACCGUAAUCCAGAAAGUUCUGGGUAGAAGACGUUAACUACCCAGCUAAAAUGGCCCUGAAGUGCAACAUCUGACCCUGUAAAUCCUCUCCAAACUCCAAGACCCGACAAGAUCCGUGAAUUGCAAAAAUCCUAGUUUUUAUAUAACGCCUCCACCCUACUCUACUUACUUCUCACGCGUUCUCUCUCUCUCUUCUCCUCGAGGGCGAUGAUCCUUCAGUUUCGACAACACCCCUCAACGUAAAAAACAGAGAUAGCGAUAUCAAACUGCCUACCUUUCUAACCAUCUCACGCUAAUUCCACGUUCAAUGAAGCUGGCGCAAAGACAGAGCGUGCGAACAGUGGACUUUAUCCCUCACUUCUAUUUCUCAAACCUCUUUGGUACCAACUCCAACCUUAUAUCUAGCCCAUACCAUAAGCAUCCCAAAUGGUAAUAACUUUGCAACCUUUUUCUCUUUCCUCAUUGUGUUACGUGUUGUUUCCGUAAGUGCCCAGAGAAUUGGAAUCGGAAUCGGAAAUUUUGGUUUGGUUGAGGCUUUACUGUUCUCCUUGGGGGAAGCUUUUCUCUCUCUCUCUCUCUCUCUCUCGGUGAAGAACCCAUUUGGUGAGGCCAAUUCAACGUCUCCUCGGUUGAUCUCGGUCCCGGUGUCCGACAUCUAGAUACCAUUUACGUGUCUCUAUUCUUGGAGAAAAUCAAACACUCAAACCGAAGUCGCUUUAUCAUUGCCAUUAUGAGAUGCAUUCCGGGGCUUAUGGUUCUGCCAAUGGGGAAAUUUUCAUUUGAAAUGGGUGAUAUUGGAUUCGAUGUUCUCGAAAACGUCACACCCAGAAGCUGGAUUUGAUUGAAAAUCGAGGUAAAGAUGCAAUCAAGGUGGAUGGCAUUGGAGGAAGGCAAGGACCCCUCCACUACAGUGAGAACAAAUCAGUUUAGGGCUUUCCCUUUGAAAGUCCUUCAAUUUUUCUUGAUAUUUUUGGUGCUGGGACUUGGCAUUUCAAUUGUUAGCAUGUAUAUGACUCGGUAUUUCAAAGUUCAGAUUGUUGCUCCCGUUGCAGAGUCCACUCUUAGGCCUUGCUUGGAUGAGCAAACUACUGUAGAGAGUUGGAUUAGACCUCCAUCAAAUCUGUUGCACACCAUGAAUGACACGCAUCUGUUGUGGCUGGCUUCAUCUGUUCCUCGGAUAAAGACUUAUCCAUUCAAGAGAGUUCCCAAGAUUGCGUUCAUGUUCUUGACGAAGGGACCAUUGCCAAUGUCACCCCUUUGGGAGCGGUUCUUUAAGGGGAACGAGGGGCUUUACUCAAUCUAUGUUCAUUCACUGCCAUCUUACAAUGCCAAUUUUACAACUUCAUCCGUUUUUUACAGGAGACAAAUCCCAAGUCUGGUGGCAGAGUGGGGAAGAAUGAGCAUGUGUGAUGCCGAGAGGAGACUCCUAGCUAAUGCAUUGCUUGAUAUAUCAAAUGAAUGGUUUGUCCUCCUCUCUGAGACUUGCAUUCCUCUCCACAACUUCAGCAUUAUUUAUCACUACAUAUCAAGAUCCAGGUACAGCUUUGUGGGUUCAAUUGAUGAACUCGGUCCCUAUGGGAGAGGGCGCUAUAAUCAAAACAUGACCCCUGAGGUCAACCUCACCGACUGGCGUAAAGGGUCUCAGUGGUUUGAAGUUAAUCGGGAACUUGCAGUGAAGAUAGUUGAAGACACCACUUACUACCCCAAAUUCAAAGAGUUCUGCCAACCAGCAUGUUAUGUGGAUGAGCACUACUUCCAGACAAUGCUGAGCAUCGAAACUCCACAUCUUUUGGCAAACAGGAGCCUUACUUAUGUGGACUGGUCAAGAGGUGGUGCUCACCCUGCUACAUUUGGGAAAGCUGAUAUCAACGAAGAUUUUUUCAAGAAGAUUUUUGAAAGUAAGACAUGCAUUUACAAUAACCAACCGUCUUCACUUUGUUUCCUUUUUGCAAGAAAGUUUUCUCCAAGUGCUUUGGAUCCUCUAUUGGGAUUAUCAUCCAAAGUUCUAGGCUUCUGAGAUGCAUGUUUGGAUAAAUGUUAGUUCGGGCGUGUAGGUCUAGCUAUGACUUAUGAGUAAAAUACACUUGGUCAAAUGUGAUUGAUCUCAUUUCACUCCCUCACAGGAUUUUGAAACAUCAACAUUUCACCAUUUAGAUGUAUAGAAAAAUUAGACGUACUAUUAUUAUCUUAGACGAGUUCAGGCAUAAGAAAUCUUACAUUUUAUUGAGUUGUCAGUUGACCAUAUGUGUGCGCGCGCAUGCCCGAGUGACUCUAGCGUUAUUAAAUUAAUCUUGCAACCUCCUUUCUGGUGGGAUGUUUUUCGUCUUUGCAAUAAAAUUAGGAAACUGUCUUGUAUUUGGUA